This is a messenger RNA of Pseudogymnoascus destructans, 2794 nucleotides long. RefSeq lists its product as uncharacterized. Gene Ontology annotation, biological process: intracellular signal transduction; peptidyl-serine phosphorylation. Lineage: Eukaryota; Fungi; Ascomycota; Leotiomycetes; Thelebolales; Thelebolaceae. The record is from RefSeq and is a predicted model, not a curated record. Gene Ontology annotation, molecular function: protein serine/threonine kinase activity; ATP binding. Bases 182 to 2794 code for a protein of 870 amino acids. The transcript is spliced from 6 exons.
AAGAAGGAAGGCGCAUCCGAUGAUAUGAGCGACACGAACAUCGCCUCAAGUUUGCGUUCCACGUCUUCGCUUUGAAUCAAUAUGGGUGCCAUUUUAUGGCAGAUCUCUUAACCAAGACAUACAUUCUUUAUUACAUCUGUAUUCCAGUGUUUAUAGCCUAUCGCGUUCUUCACCUUCAGGCAUGAAGCGAAUUUGCAGCCAGGGCGAUAGUCCUGGUGAUUUCAAGAUUUAUGAAGACGAAGUCGAAGAACCUCUAGAUCGGCAAACGAACACUCUUAUACCCCCCAGCAAGGACAGUACCCCACGACCGUCGAAAAUCCGUCGCCACGGCUCGAAAAUCCUCUCCGUUCUGCGCUCCCUGACAAACAGUGCCUCGAGUGCGAGCAAUCUUGAAUCCUCAUCUCCUAUAUCCCCGCAGAUAGGCAAUGUGGAACUCGCGAGAGAACUGGUCAAGAAGGUCUCGAUGUCAUUCAACAACAUGCGUCCCUCCGUGCAACCACCCACCGUUGUCAUCCGCUCGCCUAAGAGCCGACCCAGCCCCUCACUUGAAAAAGGCGUGUUGGAGCUUACACCGGAGGUCUCACCUUCAACGAGUGGGGAGACAAGCGGAAAUAGUGCUGGAAAGCAGUCUGCCCCAGCCAGAACGAAUUCCACGGGCAUGACGAGUUUGGACUCCAAGUUUUUUGCUGGAAAGAUGGUAUCGGGGCAUUCGUCAAAUACGGAAAACAAAAAGGCGACGGUAACAAAACAGCAGGUAGCGGAAGAGACGAUUGUUAAUAACAGCUUGAUGCCUAUUUCAGAGGUGGCGCAAGAGGUUAUGAUUGCCCCGGUGCCUGUUCCAACUGUCAUCACCGUCGAAAAGGCUGCUGCGGCGAAGAUAUUCUUCGAAACCCAUUACAACGGAUUGCUUGCAAGCGGUCCAAGUCCUCGAUCCCUACGUCUCAGAGAGUUUGAGGGCGUCCUUUACGAGAAUUCGGCACAUAUGACCCACUCCGAAAUGGUUGAACAUCGCCGGGACUGGCUUCAUAGUGAGACUAACUACAUUCGUGAGGUCCGUGUAAUGAAGUCCAGAAACCACUUUCGCAAGCAAAAGGGAACGGAUCCGAUGGUCUCGCACUAUGAAAUUGUGAAGGUGCUUGGCAAAGGAAGCUUUGGAGUUGUUCGCCUUGUCCGUGAAAAGGAGGAUAUCUUCAGUCCAUUCAGUUUCUUUGAGCCCAAGAAAAAAGAAGUCUACGCAAUGAAAGUCAUUCGGAAGUCUGAUAUGCUACGGAACAGCCAAGAGGGGCAUCUGCGUGCCGAGCGGGACUUUCUUGUUGCCUCGGAGGGGUCAAGAUGGGUUGUACCGCUCAUUGUCAGCUUCCAAGAUGCGAAUAACCUUUACCUGAUUAUGGAUUAUAUGCCUGGCGGGGAUUUCCUGGGGCUCUUGAUUCGAGACAACAUUCUUUCAGAGGCAGUAACCAAAUGGUAUAUUGCCGAAAUGAUACUUUGUAUCGAAGAGGCUCAUAGACUGCGGUGGAUUCACCGUGAUAUCAAGCCGGACAACUUCUUGAUUUCUGCUUCUGGACACCUGAAAAUUUCAGACUUUGGUCUAGCAUUCGAUGGGCAUUGGUCCCAUGACCAGUCUUUUUAUAAUAAUCACAGGUACUCUUUGCUCACCAAGCUCGGUAUUAACGUCGAAGGGGAUUCCAUCGAUAAAAAAGAUGGCCGGACAGUUGCGGUCGCCAUGCAACUUGCUCAUGUUGUUAUGGGCGGCAAAGAUAAACAUGAGAAGAAAUCUUCUGGCUCUAACGAGGGGAUUCUUAAUUGGCGAAAUCGGAAUGGUAACCGGACACUUGCCCGCAGUGUUGUUGGGACAAGCCAAUAUAUGGCACCCGAAGUGGUUCGGGGCGAGCUUUACGAUGCCAGAUGUGACUGGUGGAGUGUUGCUGUCAUUCUUUAUGAGUGUCUCUAUGGCCACACUCCAUUCCUUGCCGAAGAAGGCGGAAGAGCUCAAACAAAACUCAAUAUUCUUAGCCACCGGACUACAUUUUCAUUCCCAAGCAAACCCGUUGUCAGUAGCCGGUGUCAGGAUCUUAUCAAACGAAUGAUUCAAGAGAAAGGGGAACGCCUUUGCUCGCGCCGAUACAAGGCGAGAGACUUGGUUUCGUCAAACAAUCGCGACUAUGCUGGCCGCUACGUUUAUCCUGAUGACGCAGAAGAUAUUAAGUCACACCGUUGGUUCAAAGAUAUCCUGUGGGACCGUAUUCACAUUAUGACCCCGCCUUUUGUACCAACUAUCAAAUCCAUUGACGACACUCACUACUUCGAUGAAGAAGAGCCUAUCUCCGACUUCAGUACCAGCGUUGAUGAUGCUGCAAAUCUUACUCCGCCCACGGAAGACGAGCUUGACGCUGCGCUUCGAUGCUUCAAUCGUGAAAUUCAAAUGUUAGCACGAGGAUACGUGGGUAGUGCUUAUGAUUCCACCAAACUCCGCCGAAUUGAGCGAGAAAUUGAAGGAUUUGUGAUGGGCGAGGAGCAGAAAGAGUAUCUUCGCGGCUUCGUGCGUGCGUAUGGUCGAAAAGAGAAGAAGAGGCCUAGGGAUAGAUUGCUUAGAGAUGGAGAGUAUAGGCAAAGAGUUCUGGAAUGUAGAAAGAAGGGCGCCUUCCUGGGAUACAGCUGGAGAAGGAUUCAGAAGAACAGCUUGAGGGAUCUCAACGACAAACGGGGCACUGGUGGCGGAAUGGGACGCAACGGAUUGGGAGCGGCAAAAGGGAAGGCCAAGGUAUGGAUGAGGGGGAGAUUGAGCGUCAACUAG